This is a messenger RNA of Diprion similis, 2171 nucleotides long. It is a transcript of the gene atms, whose product is annotated as RNA polymerase II-associated factor 1 homolog. The transcript has 9 exons. Gene Ontology annotation, molecular function: RNA polymerase II complex binding; chromatin binding. The record is from RefSeq and is a predicted model, not a curated record. Gene Ontology annotation, cellular component: Cdc73/Paf1 complex. The coding region runs from base 174 to 1895 and encodes 573 amino acids. Gene Ontology annotation, biological process: transcription elongation by RNA polymerase II. NCBI's taxonomy places the organism in Eukaryota, Metazoa, Arthropoda, Insecta, Hymenoptera, Diprionidae.
GUAAACAGCGGCUAAGGAACAGGGGAUGGAUGUAUGUUCGUGGUUAAAAACUUAUAGGUUAUAGGUAAUGAAAAUAUUCACAAAUAUCGCAGUGAGGUAUCGUGUUUAGCUAGUUUACCCAUAAUAAUUAAUCGAUAAUAUGUGCAACUGACAAAUAUAUCUCUACUUACACGAUGGCACCGACCAUUCAGACGAAUAACAGUAACGACAGGGACAAGCGGACUGCUAGGCCGAUUGAGAAGAGUGGGAAUCAGAUGACCUCCGGCAUUCAGUCCAACAAUAAUAAAGAUGCCAUUGAUAAACGUCCUAGACCAACUGAAAACAGGUCUGAAUUAAUAUGCCGUGUAAAGUACUGCAACACUCUACCUGAUAUUCCAUUCGACCCAAAGUUCAUCACAUAUCCAUUUGAAUCAACAAGAUUCAUACAGUACAAUCCAACAUCUCUGGAGCGUAAUUAUAAAUAUGAAGUAUUGACGGAACACGAUUUGGGUGUUGAGAUCGACUUAAUAAAUCGGGACACCUAUGCUGGAGAUAUUAAUACCCAACUUGAUCCUGCGGACGAGAAACUUCUGGAAGAAGACAUCCUCACUCCUCAAGAUUCAAAACGCUCUAGGCAUCAUGCUCGGAGUGUAUCAUGGCUCAGACGUACGGAGUACAUCUCCACCGAACAGACACGGUUUCAACCCCAAACUAUGGACAAAGUUGAAGCUAAAGUUGGUUACAGUAUUAAAAAGAACUUCAAGGAAGAAACAUUAUACAUGGAUCGAGAAAGUCAGAUAAAAGCUAUCGAGAAAACAUUCGAAGACAAUAAAAAACUUAUUGAAAAACAUUACAGCAAACCAAACGUUGUGCCUGUUGAAAUAUUACCUAUCUAUCCUGAUUUCAAGGUAUGGAAGUACCCAUGUGCUCAGGUAAUAUUUGAUUCCGAUCCAGCUCCUACUGGUCGAUCAGUACCGGCGCAAAUUGAGGAAAUGUCACAGGCGAUGAUCAGAGGUGUGAUGGACGAAAGUGGUGAACAAUUCGUUGCAUAUUUCUUACCACUAGAGGAGACAUUAGAAAAACGUCGAAGAGAUUUCACUGCAGAAAUUGACUAUGCCGAUGACGAGGAGUACGAGUACAAAAUGGCAAGGGAGUAUAACUGGAACGUUAAAAGCAAAGCUUCAAAGGGAUACGAAGAGAAUUAUUUCCUAGUCAUGCGCCAGGACGGGGUUUACUACAAUGAGCUGGAAACUCGAGUACGUCUUAGCAAGCGUAGACAGAAGGCUGGCCAGGCACCAAAUAACACAAGAUUAGUUGUGCGCCAUCGACCGUUGAAUGCCAAUGAAUUCAGGAUGCAACGUUACCGCGAGAAGCAGCUUGAACCACCCUGUGAAGACGACGAGGAAGAGGAAGAGGAAGAAGAAGAAGAGGAAGAGGAACAACCACAAGAAACUGAAAAGGCUGAAGACAAAGCUGGCUCUGAUAAUGAAGACGGUUCCCGUGCGUCGUCGCGUGCAUCGUCGCGAGCAUCCAGCAAGAAGUCACGAUCUCGUUCAAAGUCAAGAUCACGUUCAAAAUCAAGAUCUCGAUCAAAGUCUGGAUCGCGUUCAAAGUCUAGAUCCCGUUCAAAGUCUAGAUCGCGUUCAAAGUCACGCUCCCGUUCAAAAUCUCACAGCAAGUCUAGGUCUCGUUCGGGAUCUGCACAGUCAAGAAGUUCUUCAAAAUCGCGAUCGCAGUCCAGAUCCCGAUCACGGUCCAAGUCCAGAUCCCGAUCAAGGUCUGGUUCUGGUUCGCCCAAUAAAUCGCCGUCGCAGUCACCGUCAAGAUCUAAGUCACGAUCAAGAUCAAGGUCUGGUACAGGGAGUGGCAGUGGGAGUGGCUCAGGUAGCAGCGACAGUGGUUCCGAUAGUGAGUGAUCUGAACUAUAAGUUUAAUUGUAUUAUUAACAUAAGUGAGGAAUCGAUUACCUGUCACAGUUGGUCCCCCACUCACUCGCAAAUAAGAUAAUUAGGUAAGUGUGCAACACUUCGUUGGGCUUAAUUAAAGGGCUAUCUGUUCGUUUGGUAGCCUUGUUCAUGAUAAACUUUGGUGAUGUACAGACUCUACAUUGACUACAAUUAACAUAUUAGGAAUUUUAUAUAAAAUAUGUCAAUGGUAAUUACAAUUUUUAAUAAAACAAUUUUCAUGAAAUG